AUGGCAGAGUGGCAAGGGGCUGCCGAGACAGGACUGGACGAGAGGGACGCCUGCCUUCCCCCUGCCUCCGAGAGGGAAAUCGUGCGUGACAUCAAGGAGAAGCUCUGCUACGUGGCCCUUGACUUUGAGAACGAGAUGGCCACGGCCGCCUCCUCCUCCUCGCUGGAGAAGAGCUACGAGCUCCCUGACGGGCAGGUCAUCACCAUCGGGAACGAGCGUUUCCGCUGUCCCGAGACCCUCUUCCAACCCUCCUUCAUUGGCAUGGAGUCAGCCGGCAUCCAUGAGACGACCUACAACUCCAUCAUGAAGUGCGACAUCGACAUCCGCAAGGACCUCUACGCCAACAACGUGUUGUCCGGCGGCACCACCAUGUACCCUGGCAUCGCCGACCGCAUGCAGAAGGAAAUCACGGCGCUGGCUCCCAGCACCAUGAAGAUCAAAGCGGCCGUGGGCUCCACCAACCUUCUCCAGAUGAUGUACCGGGAGCCAGCCCGGUGGUCCUACACCUUCCAGACCUUCUCCUGCAUCAGCCGGCUGAAGGCGAUGCUGGAGCCCCCGCCCGAGCGGCUCACCGGGACCCCCCAACCGGUGCGGGUCUUCGAGCGCUCCGUCUACAGCGACAGGUACGUCUUUGCCAAGAACCUCUUUGAGGCCGGGCACCUGCAGCCGCUGGAGUGGGCCAUUUACCAGGACUGGCACGGCUUCCUCCUCCGGCAGCUGGGGCCCCGCGCCGCCCUCCACGGCCUCCUCCACCUCCGGGCGACGCCCCCGGCGCUGAGCGAGGAGAUCAAGAGCAUGCACGGACUGCGCAUCUUCACCUCCACCCCCAAACCCUGA
Molecule: messenger RNA, 837 nt
Organism: Pygoscelis adeliae (Adelie penguin)
Lineage: Eukaryota; Metazoa; Chordata; Aves; Sphenisciformes; Spheniscidae
Product: actin-related protein 2-like
Exons: 6
Coding region: 1-837 (278 amino acids)
Source: RefSeq, a predicted model, not a curated record